Eurytemora carolleeae is the source of this 2005-nucleotide messenger RNA. It is a transcript of the gene trus, whose product is annotated as programmed cell death protein 2-like. The coding region runs from base 41 to 1279 and encodes 412 amino acids. NCBI's taxonomy places the organism in Eukaryota, Metazoa, Arthropoda, Copepoda, Calanoida, Temoridae. Gene Ontology annotation, cellular component: cytoplasm. The record is from RefSeq and is a predicted model, not a curated record. The transcript is spliced from 13 exons.
CAAUUUUUUAUUUUUCAGAUACUCUUGUAAAGCGCAUAAAAUGGCGGUAGGCGGUAGGCAACGGACACUCCUGGGUUUUCUAGAUGAAUACAUGGAUGAGGAUCUGGCCGAUUUUACAACCAGCAAAAUCGGCGGCCGACCCGACCUGUGUUGUGCUGGAAGCUUGUCCCCAGCUUGUGAUGUAUGCGGGUCAACUCAACCUUUAAUCACUCAGAUCUAUGCUCCGCUAACAAACUCAGAGUACCAUCGAACCCUUUAUUUGUUCUGCUGUGUCCAGCCUGCAUGUUGGAAUACGCAGAAAUCUUGGUCGUGUUACAGGUCCCAGAUUAAGGAGGUUGGAAAAGAGGAAAAGGGGACAUCGGUAACCUCGGCACCGUUCUCCACUGACUGGUUGGAAGAUGCGGAGGACUGGGGAGAUGAGGAUAAUGGUAAUGAGAAAAUUAAACCAGCCUCUACUCCAUCCUCUCCAGACUCCCCUCCACCUCAAGGAGCUGUAGGUGGAGUUCGAACAGCUCGUGGUUUGGAUAAUUUACGAGUGAAAGAAACAACCUUAGAACACCUGAGUCUUGAUGAGAGUAAGAAACCCGGAAAGGUUGAGGAUGGAAAUGCAAAUGAGCGGAUUCAUCAAAUUUGCAAUCCGACGAGAGGUGAUGAGGCAACAGCAGAGAUAGAGAUGGAUGAUAACGAUUCUUCUUGUGUUUCUGUUGAUAUUCCACAAAUAGACACCUCACACAUUCCCGGCCUAUUCCAGACAAAGAACUCAGCUUCUGUCCCAACCUUAGGAGUUAUAAUUGACCCUAGAUAUAUCUGGGUCGGGGAGGAGGGGGAGGAUAGUCCUACAGCUAGUCAACACGAGAUGCAACUUAUUAAACAGUUUCAGAUGGACGGAUCUGAAGAUGUAGGAGGGGGAGGAGGAGAAAUUUAUGAGAAAAUCCUUCCGGCUCAUGGGGAUGAAUAUUCUCACAACCUUAUCUCUACCAUUCAGAGGAAUCCAGGACAGGUGCUUAGAUACAGUAGAAACAAUAUAGAAUCAGCACUAGUGUUUCAACCACUGGAUUUAAUAUACAUCAAAUCAUUAAGAUGUGAGUACUGUGGAUUAGGAUUGGUUUAUGAACUUCAGCUUUUACCAACCUUAGUUUCAACUUUACAAUCCAGGAGUCUGGACGGAACAUUAGUCGAGUUUGGAACUGUUCUUGUAUUCUCCUGUUCUGGAUCCUGCUGGAAAGACGGAGAUAGUUUCCGUCGGGAGAUCAUUUUAUUACAGCAGGAGAAUAUGUAAUUACAUUGCAGCAGGAGAACAUAUUAAUUAUACUGCAGCUAGCAGGAGAAUAUGUAAUUAUGCUGCAGCAGAAUAAUAAAUAAUGAUAAUGCUGCAGGAGAAUAUUUAAUUUUUACUGCGGCAGUAGAAUAUGUGAUUAUACUGCAGCAGGAGAAUGUGUAAUCAUACUGAUGAGCAAUACAAAAAUGUUCAUGUAUUUUAGAUGUUAUAAUUCAAUUUGUCAUGGAAAUUUCUAGUCGCAUCUAGACUACAGAGCUUGUAAGACCGCGCGGUUUACCAUUAUUCCUUUAAAAUUCCUUUUUAGAUAAUGCUUUUUUAUGCUCUUAUACUGUGCUUAGGAUCCGUUGGAUCCACUUGGAUCCGCAUGAUUUUGGCUUACUGGAUCCAAGGGGCAAAAUAUCAACCAAAAACUGCAAAAAAAAACUUGUUUACUCUUUAAACCCAAAACUGAACUAAUGAAAAAGAGAGAUAUCAUAAAAUUUCGAAUGGUUUAACAAGUUUUGGCAAAAAUAUAAACGAAAAAUUAAGACAAAAAAUUUGAAAAUUCUGCUUUGUCAUAAAAAAUAUCAGUAAAGAAAUUACCUGCACCCGGAUCCGGAUUCCAUUUUUUUCAGUGUGGAUCCAGGAUCCGGAUCUGCAUCAAAAUUAAAUGUAUCCUAUGCACUCCUCUUGUAUGUAGUACAGUUCUUAGUGUGCAGUACUGUACAAUAAACAUAUCUUUUACUA